Callithrix jacchus (white-tufted-ear marmoset) is the source of this 945-nucleotide messenger RNA. RefSeq names its product olfactory receptor 6C6-like. NCBI's taxonomy places the organism in Eukaryota, Metazoa, Chordata, Mammalia, Primates, Cebidae. Gene Ontology annotation, molecular function: olfactory receptor activity; G protein-coupled receptor activity. Gene Ontology annotation, biological process: G protein-coupled receptor signaling pathway. Gene Ontology annotation, cellular component: membrane. The record is from RefSeq and is a predicted model, not a curated record.
AUGAAGAACCAAUCGAUGGAAAUAGAGUUCAUUCUUUUAGGACUGACAGAUAACCCACAGUUGCAAAUUGCGAUUUUCCUGUUUCUAUUUCUCAACUAUACCUUGAGCCUGAUGGGGAACUUAGUCAUCAUCAUCCUCACCUUGCUGGAUCCUAGGCUCAAGACUCCAAUGUAUUUCUUUCUCCAUAAUUUCUCCUUUUUGGAAAUAAUAUUCACAACAGUGUGCAUUCCUAGAUUCUUGAUAACCAUUGUGACUAGAGACAGAACCAUUUCUUAUAAUAAUUGUGUAACUCAAUUAUUUUUUAUUCGUUUACCGGGAGUUACUGAGUUUUACCCCCUGGCUGCCAUGUCCUAUGAUUGCUGUGUUGCCAUCUGCAAACCACUGCCUUAUCCAAUCAUUAUGAGCAGCUAAGUGUGCGACCAACUUGUACUCAGCUCUUGGAUAACUGGACUCUUAAUCAUAUUUCCCCCAUGGGUCAUGGGACUCAAGCUGGAUUUCUGUGCUUCCAAAACUAUUGACCAUUUUAUGUGUGAAACUUCUCCUAUUCUUCAGAUCUCCUGCACAGAUACACAUGUCCUAGAAUUGAUGUCUUUUAUUCUAGCUGUGGUGACACUUGUGAUCACAUUGGUAUUAGUGAUUCUCUCUUACACUUGCCUUAUUAAGACCAUUCUAAAAUUCUCUUCUGCACAGCAAAGGAGCAAGGCAUUUUCCACCUGCACUUCCCACAUGAUUGUUGUCUCCAUGACAUAUGGUAGCUGUAUCUUUAUGUAUAUUAAACCAUCUGCAAAGGAAAGAGUGACUGUAUCCAAAGGUGUAGCUUUGUUGUAUACCUCAAUUGCCCGUUUACUAAAUCCCUUCAUUUAUACUCUCAGAAACCAGCAGGUAAAAGAGGUCUUCUGGGAUAUAUUACAAAAGAAUUUGUGUUUUUCUAAAAGACCAUUUUAA